GUGUGUGUAUGUAGAGGAGUAACAAGUAGUGAAGUUUUUGUCACAAACCUCUGAGACAACCCCUCUUUCUCUCUCUCUCCAAUAAUUUUUCCUUUGACAAACAUCAAACUCACUAAACAAGAAGCAGUGCGAUUCCCCCUUUUGAAGUCUGCUCAACCAAACAUAGCACCCGCAGCACUCCAACAAGAGAAAAGAGAAGAUGCUACUUCCUGUCUCCUUCCGCCAUUGCACUUGCACCUAAUCCUCUUUCUCUAUCUCUCUCUCUCUCUCUAUGGAUUUCGCCCUCCUCGCCUCCGACACCAAUCUCUUACAAAAUGCUAAUGCUGAUGCCGACAAGCAGAAAUGCUACGGAUUCGGAUUUCUGAAGCAAGAUAGAGCAAUAAAUGAAGAAGAUUUUAGGGAGUUUAAGAUGGCCAAGACUUCAUCCUGCGGUGAGGGUGCGCUCAGAUACCCGCCUCACAGAUCCAACGGCUGUAGUCUCUCCUCCCCACAAGCCCAUCACCAAAUGCUCAGCUUUUCUUCCCCAAACUCACAGCCUUACUAUCACUACUCAUCCAAUGCAUUUGCUAGGAUUAAUGCAGGGAUAAAUGGCGGAAUGCAGCAGCAGGGGGUGAGAGGGCCAUUCACCCCAUCACAAUGGAUGGAGCUAGAGCACCAAGCCUUGAUCUACAAAUACAUCACUGCUAAUGUUCCCAUUCCUUCUUAUCUUCUCAAUCCCAUCAGAAAAGCUUUUGAAGCUGCUGGUUUCUCUGCCCUCAGAUCCAAUCCUUUGGGAUGGGGUGGCUUCCACUUGGGAUUCUCCAACACCGACCCGGAGCCGGGGCGGUGCCGGAGAACCGACGGCAAGAAGUGGCGGUGCUCGCGAGACGCGGUGGUGGACCAGAAGUACUGCGAGCGCCACAUGAACCGUGGCCGCCACCGUUCAAGAAAGCCUGUGGAAGGCCAAUCCGGCCACGCCGCUGCCACCAAAAGCGUUGUGGAGCUCUCCAAAAUAAAACCCAAAGACGGUGGGGUCCGAGAAUGGGAGAGACACGAGUUCGGGCUGGUCUGCUCCGACUCGCUGGUGAACCCGUUGAACAAGAAGGCGGUACGCCAGUUCAUGGAGCCGGAGAGCCGCGACACGCAGCUCUCCAUCUCCAUUAGUACUAGCACUAGUGCUACUAGUACAAGUAACUGGGUUCCCAUCUCGUGGGAGCCCACUUCCAUGGGAGGGCCUCUCGGUGAGGCCCUCCACAGCAACGUGCAGCUCAACCUCAUGGACAGAUGGGACAGCAGCCCCCGCUUGGACUCCUCUCCCACGGGGGUGCUGCAGAGGGGGCCCUUCGCCUCCCUCUCCAACAGCAGCGCCGCCGGUAGCCCUCCGCACGAUCCAUCACUGCCUCCACUCUAAACUAUCCAAUUUGCUCUUCUUUUUAAUUAUUAUUGUUGCGUUUGCCCUUUGUGGUAGUACUACUAAAUGGAGUAUUAAUUUGUUGCAUUACUUUGAAACUUAGCAUAUUCCGUGUGGUGCUUUGAUUGUUGUUAUCUAAAUAGCUCUUGUUUGGUGGGAUUGAGAUUUUUGUUUAGGUUGGUUGGAAGGAAGCAUGCUUGUGGUUGUGAUGUACCCUAUAAUAAGUAAUAGUAACACUCUUUAAUAUUGCAUUUA
Molecule: messenger RNA, 1645 nt
Organism: Salvia miltiorrhiza (redroot sage)
Lineage: Eukaryota; Viridiplantae; Streptophyta; Magnoliopsida; Lamiales; Lamiaceae
Product: growth-regulating factor 2-like
Exons: 4
Coding region: 272-1390 (372 amino acids)
Biological process (GO): DNA-templated transcription; regulation of DNA-templated transcription; developmental process
Cellular component (GO): nucleus
Molecular function (GO): ATP binding
Source: RefSeq, a predicted model, not a curated record